Messenger RNA from Theileria annulata, 3216 nucleotides. RefSeq lists its product as uncharacterized. The record is from RefSeq and is a predicted model, not a curated record. NCBI's taxonomy places the organism in Eukaryota, Apicomplexa, Aconoidasida, Piroplasmida, Theileriidae. The transcript is spliced from 2 exons. The coding region runs from base 1 to 3216 and encodes 1071 amino acids.
AUGUUGAAUAAAAAGUGUUUAGGAAUAGAUUAUAAGAAUAUAUGUAAUGAAGUGUUUAAUGAAGUGAAUAGUAUAUUAUCAUUAUGGAAUAAUCGUAAUAAUAAUAUGAAAUCUUCUAAAUAUUUUAAUGAUGAUUUAUUAUUAAAACUUGCUUCGAAACAUUAUGGAAUUAAUAAUCCUGAUGAUUUUCUAUAUAAUUCCAUUAAAUUACAUAAAUCUACCAAUAAACUUAUUUAUGAAGAUUUUCCAAUCAAUUAUAAUAUUAAUACUAUGAAUAUUAAUAGUAAUAAGGAUAAGAAUAGUAUGAAUAGUAAGAAGGAUAAGGAUAGUAUGAAUAGUAAGAUGGAUGUGAGAGAUGUGAGAGAUAUGAGAGAUAAUGAUAUUUGGUUAGGAUAUAAUAAAUAUUUAUCAUUUAUUAAUAUUUCUAUUUAUUAUUCUAAAUUUUUUACUCAUAAUUUUGAUUCCGUUACGGGGUCAGGUACGAAGGAUAGUACUACUGAAGGUACUACAGAAUGUACUACAGAAUGUACUGAAGAAAAUAUUACUACUAACACUACCCUGGGAAAGGGAGCUAAUUCUACCCUUAUGGAAUGUACCCCUGGAAAGGGAGCUAAUUUUACAGCUAUAGAGUGUACUAUGGGAAAGGGAGCAAAUUCUAUGCUUAUGGAGUGUACUACUGAGAAAAAUAUUAAUGAAAUUGCUGUUGUCACUAAAUCUGGGGAGUCGAGUACUUUUUCUGAGGAAAGUAUGAGUAAGGAUAUUAAGGGUAGUGAGGAUAUUGAGGUAGGCCCUUUCGGGGCUGCCGUUGGACCAAGCACCGUAACGGAAGAAAAAGAAUAUACAAUAUUUAUAUAUCCAUAUAUGCGUAAAACAUCAAGAAUAAUAAUAGAAUCAUUGAAUAAAAUGACAAAUGUAUUAUCAUAUAAUGAUUUAACAAGUAUAAUUUAUGUUUGUGGUUCUACUGGUAGUAGUCGAUUAUUAUCAUUUCUAUCUAAUUUAAUUAAUAAUUCUAUUAAUUAUUUUAAUUUUUAUAAUAUUAAUACUACUUUAUGGCCUUGGGUUGGUUCUUCCAAUACGGUGCUUGGUCAAACGGCCAGUAAUGGACCUGAGGAUAGUACUGUAGUACCUGGUAGUAGUACUACUGAAAGUACUAAUAACCUAACUACCAACAGUACUAAGAAUAGUAGUACUAUCACUACCAGUACUGAGGAUACUACUACUGUUGGAGCAAGCACCGUUACUGAGGGAAAGGGAGCUAAUUCUACCCUUAUGGAGUGUACUAGUGAGGAAAAUUUGAAUGAAAUUGCUGUUGUAACUAAUUUUGGGGAGUCGAGUACUUUUUUGGAUACUGUUACUACGGGAAAGGGAGCUAAUUUUAUGGGUACAGAGUGUACCAUGGGAAAGGGAGCUAAUUCUAUGGGUAUGGAAUGUACUACUAGUAAUAGUGAGGAUAGUAAGGGAGUUCUUGGAAAGGGAGCUAAUACUGUGGGAGCUGUUAUUGGCCGUGAACCUGACACCGUAACGGAGAAUAUACAAAUGUUAAGUAAAAAAUUGAAUAUAUUAUUAGAUAUAAUGUUUAUAAAUAAAAUAAUAAAUUAUAAAAUUGAUAAUGAAGAUAAUUUUUAUGAAUUCAUUGAAAAUCUAUUAAAAAAUUAUGAAUCCAAUAUUAAUUCACAUACACACAUACAUACACACACUAAUACUGACAUUAGUACAAUUACACACAGUAAUUUACACACUAACUUACACACUAACUUACACACUAAUAAUGACACUAAUACUAUUACUACAGUAGGAGCAAGCACCCUAAUGGAUAAUAUUAUUUUGGAGAAGAUAAUAUGUUUAUUAAUAUUUAAAGGUAGAAUUGGUGGAUUAAGUAAUGGUGAGAUUAGAAUUUUUAGUGAUUUUAUUUGUGAUAGACUUCAUCGUAUUAAUUUGAAAAUUAUUUCCAAUCUUGUAUUAGCACUUGGUUAUUCUAAAUCACUUGAUGAAUUCUGGAUGUAUACUAUUUCUAAAUAUAUUAUUAAUUCCAUAACGGUGCUUGGUCAAACGGCCAGUAAUGGUCCUGAUAGUAAUGGACCUGAGGUUAGUACAGUAGUACUUGGUACCAACAGUACUACAGGUACCGUAGGAGCAAGCACCGUAACUGAGGGAAAGGGAGCUAAUGACACUUUUAGUACUACCAGAAAGGGAGCUAAUGACACUUUUAGUACUACCGGAAAGGGAGCUAAUGACACUUUUGAUACUACCGGAAAGGGAGCUAAUUUUACAGCCACCGAGUGUACCUCCGGAAAGGGAGCUAAUUUUACAGCUAUAGAGUGUACCCCGGGAAAGGGAGCUAAUUCUAUGGGUAUGGAGUGUAUUACUGAGAAAAAUUUGAAUAAAAUUGCUGUUGUCACUAAAUCUGGGGAGUCGGUUACUAAUUCUAGGAGUACUGUAGGUAUUGAGGGAGCCCCUAUCGGGGCUGUUGGAGAGGGAGUUAGUACUAAGGAAACCCCUUUCGGGGCUGGUACUAAGGGAGUUAGUGAGAAACUUGGUUGCCGUGAACCUGACACCGUAACGGAGUUAGAUGAAGAAGAUAUAGUAAUGAUAAUGGAUGGAUAUUCAAAUGCAGGAUUAGAAGAUUAUAAUUUUUAUACAAAAAUAUGUAAUUAUAUAAAGAAUAAAUUUGAAAAUUAUACAAUAGAAAAUCAAAAUAUAAUAAUAAAAUCAUUAGCGAAAAUCAGACAUCAAAAUCAUUUACUAAUACAAAAAUAUAUUAAUUCAUUAUUUAAAUAUAUUAAUUCAUAUAAUUUAUUAAAUAAAGAGAAAGGAAGUAGAGAGGAUUUAAGUAGUAAAGGGACUAAAGGUAGUUUAGAGGAUUUAAGUAGUAAAGAGAGUUUAGUAAAUUUACGAAGUAAAGAAAUUUUAAUGAAGAAAGAGGAAAAUAUGAGAAAAGAAGAAAAUAUGAGAAAAUUGGAUGAGAAUUUGAGAAAAGAAGAAAAUAUGAAGAAAUUAGAUAAAAUAAUUGGUAUAAGUAUAAUAAGUAUAUUUGAUUUGGAUUAUAAAAUUGAAAAUAUUGAUAUUUUAUGGAAAUUAUUAUCAUUAAAAAUUAAAGAUUCUUAUGAUAUUUGUACUAUUAGUUGGUUACCAAUUGUUAUUAUUAAUUUUCCGGUAUCUACAUUACGGUGCUUGGUCACACGGCCACCCGUACCCUCCCUAAAGGGGUUCCCUUAG